This is a messenger RNA of Nicotiana attenuata, 1015 nucleotides long. RefSeq names its product osmotin. The transcript has a single exon. The coding region runs from base 45 to 794 and encodes 249 amino acids. Gene Ontology annotation, cellular component: extracellular region. Gene Ontology annotation, biological process: defense response. The record is from RefSeq and is a predicted model, not a curated record. Lineage: Eukaryota; Viridiplantae; Streptophyta; Magnoliopsida; Solanales; Solanaceae.
AAAUAAUUUGUCACUAUAUCCAACAACCCAACUUGUUAAAAAAAAUGUCCAACAACAUGGGCAACUUGAGAUCUUUUGUUUUCUUCCUUCUUGCCUACGUAACUUAUACUUAUGCUGCCACUAUCGAGGUCCGAAACAACUGUCCCUACACCGUCUGGGCGGCGUCGACACCCAUAGGCGGUGGUCGGCGUCUCGAUCGAGGCCAAACUUGGGUGAUCAACGCGCCACGAGGUACUAAGAUGGCACGUGUAUGGGGUCGUACUAAUUGUAACUUCAAUGCUGCAGGUAAAGGUACAUGCCAAACCGGUGACUGUGGCGGAGUCCUACAAUGCACCGGGUGGGGUAAACCACCAAACACCUUGGCCGAAUACGCCUUGGAUCAAUUCAGUGGCUUAGAUUUCUGGGACAUUUCUUUAGUGGAUGGAUUCAAUAUACCGAUGACUUUCGCCCCGACUAACCCUAGUGGAGGGAAAUGCCAUGCAAUUCAUUGUACGGCUAAUAUAAACGGUGAAUGUCCCCGCGAACUUAGGGUUCCCGGAGGAUGUAAUAACCCUUGUACGACAUUCGGAGGACAACAAUAUUGUUGCACACAAGGACCAUGUGGUCCAACAAAUUUAUCAAGAUUUUUCAAACAAAGAUGCCCCGAUGCCUAUAGCUACCCACAAGAUGAUCCUACAAGCACUUUUACUUGCCCUGGUGGUAGUACAAAUUAUAGGGUUAUCUUUUGUCCUAAUGGUCAAGCUCACCCAAAUUUUCCCUUGGAGAUGCCUGGAAGUGAUGAAGUGGCUAAGUAGUGUGGCUAUUUCUGUAAUAAGAUCACCUUUUGGUCGAAUUAUUCUGUCGAAGCGUUAGUGUAAGACAAUCUACUUUGACUCGUUUUUAUAGUUUACACACUUUGUUUGAAGUGAUCAAUUCACGAUCUUUGCUGUAAUAAACCUAAGACCUGAAUAAGAGUCACAUGUACUUUUGUCUUGAUGUUAUAUAGAUCAAUAAUGCAUUUGGAUUAUUGUUUUUA